Molecule: messenger RNA, 447 nt
Organism: Miscanthus lutarioriparius
Lineage: Eukaryota; Viridiplantae; Streptophyta; Magnoliopsida; Poales; Poaceae
Source: the annotation of a GenBank genome assembly
AUGGACCCGGGGCAGCAGAGCUCAUCACCAAAACCCUUCAGCGAUGAAGAGACGCAGCUGUUCUACAACAUCAGAGACAGCAUGGAUGAAACCUUCCGGCUCGCCAACGCGGUUGGGAAGGUGGGACUCUGGGAGGAAGUAUCCAGGAGACUUGAAGCGUUUAAGCAUCAUCGGAGCCCCCAGGAAUUGGAGGAGAAGUUCGGUCAGUACAGGCCCAAGAGACCAAGGAAGGAGCGCAAGCGCGCGGUGCCGGCGAACGAGCAGGAACAAGCUCAGUGCAGCAGCGCCCCGCAGCAGGAUCGGCAGCAGCAGGCCGAAGACCGGCUUGCGCAUAGCCAAGGAGUUGAGGCGGCGAGGAAGAAAGUCUUAGAGAAGAUCGACCUCAAUGCUUUCUUCUCUGAGGGAACUAGCUGGAAAGAUGCGGUAAUGUCAUUGAGGCAACGUUAA